Molecule: messenger RNA, 2234 nt
Organism: Dunckerocampus dactyliophorus (ringed pipefish)
Lineage: Eukaryota; Metazoa; Chordata; Actinopteri; Syngnathiformes; Syngnathidae
Exons: 8
Coding region: 623-2104 (493 amino acids)
Biological process (GO): intraciliary transport
Cellular component (GO): axoneme
Source: RefSeq, a predicted model, not a curated record
CCCAGAAUGCACUGCCACAGCGAUUGGAUUGGGGAGCUCGCUGCCUCCCAUUCCAUCGUCACCUGUUAGCGUUCAUGUUGCACAUUUUAACCAACUGUAAGCGGUGGUUUUAUGAGAAAUCAGCGGCGCAAUUUGCCAUUUAAACAAAAAGUUACUGUAAACAUUUGUGUUUGAGAUUAUAUCGUGAACUCGCUAGUUUAUAUCCCCGAGUACGGCGGCCUUUGCGGGUCAAUACACUUAGGUUAUCGGUGAUUGAGAAUUAUCAUUGGUAAUAAACAAUAUGGAACGUUGACUGCCUUGUGAGGUAAGGCACAUUUUCAAACAGGCCUCUCAAAAGGUUUUAUGUUACAAUUUUUCAUAAACACCGGGUAUUGCGACUAGACAUGGCAGCCACGUGACACAGAAUAAAACAACACCGCAGCGUCGUCAACGGCGUAGCCACGUGAUAUCAAACCACAUGUACCACAACAGUGACAUUUCGUUUCACUCUUUGUUUUGCACCAAUGACACCAUAAAGGCUCAUGUCUUGUUGGGAGGCUGGAAUGGUAUUAAAAGUUAAAGCGUGCCUGCUUUGGGGGUUGGUAGGCUGCUUUGUUUUGUUUUGUUGUACUGCGAGGAGGCGAUGAGUGCAAACCAGCCGGACUCUGCAGUACAGAGUGGGAGUGAAGCCAAUACUUUAAGGUGUAACAACGAAGCACGUCAACCGUGCGCCCUCCCUACAAUCUUCCCUGGAUCGAGGAAGUUCCAUGCACACCAGACUUUGGAGGACAAAAGGUCGACUCCACAUAGAAGAAGUGAAGAUUGCAGGUUGAAAUUGCCUCCAAUAGGUGAGGUGAAGACCUGUCACCUGGCGGCGAGGCACAGCCUCAAUGAUCUCAAGAACAAAAACGGCGACUUGCAGCUGCAGUUGAUAGUAGUCAAGACGGAGACCAGACUGCUGAGGAAUGUUCUGCACCGCCACUCGGCUGCUCUGGAGCAAUAUCAACACUUGGAGGGCAGCAUUUGUGAGAUACAAGACAGCCACAUAAGUGAGGUCAAGGCCAUGCGGAAAAUGCUGGGCGAGACGCGCAACAGCUGCGAUGUUCUGGGAAAGAAGCUGCAGUUCGCUGAAAAGGAGCUGUUUGACUCUCGGGAAAAGAUCCAGCAGCUUGAAUCGCAGAUCUUGCAGAACCCUACCUUGCUGGAGAAGGAAGCGCUCAGCCACCAAUUGGAAGAAGCCACCCAAGACCUGAAGGAGAAGGACAAGCGGAUAUGGUAUUUGGAGAGGAGUAACAAGUUACUGCAGUGCACACUCCACCGCCAUGUAGCAGCAGAGCAAAGGAAGAUAUCCAGGAGCAAUGAGGUUUUCUACUGUCUGCAAGCACAAGUUUAUGAUUUAUCCAAAAAAAUUGAAGAGCGAAAGAGAGAGGUCAGAAACCACAACAUUUCAGCUCUUAGAUUCCAAGUUGUCACGGACAAAAAAGACACCAAAAAUAAGAUGAUUCAGACGGACAAAAUAGUCUCUGCACCCAAUGAGGCUGACAGUUGGCUGAAGUUCGGCCAUUCUGAACCAGACGACGAUCACAGCUCAUCCAGCACAGAUAACUUGCCACAGAGGUCGUUAGCAGUUAAAUACUUCAAGAGGGAUGUGCAGCGUAAUCGGAAGCUUGCAGACUUGAAGGAACCCUGUGAUCCUCCAAUCGUUGGAGACUAUUUUGAAGGAAAGGACAUAGCCGAUACCUCACAGGGGUCCGAGGAAGAGGACCAAGAGGAGGACCGGACGAACAAAUGUCCGGGCUCCUGCAGAUUUGCUCACUCUAUCAUCACAACUCUGCCCAAGGAUGGGAAAAAAGCACACAGCAGCAGCCAGUUCAGACGGAAGUACAUCUACUCAGCAGCGACUGAGAACCUGCACAUGGGGAAGCCAGCCUACAGCAAUUUGGACCAGCAGGGGUCUCCCAAAGACACAGGAGAGACACUCGGUGAUCUGAGUCGUACACAACCACCAGCUGAGAAAUCGGGAGUAACUGCAGACAAGGAAGACGACCAGGCUACUCUGUCGGAUGACAUUUCCAGUCCUUUUAGCCGUUAUUCAUACUUGAAUGGAUCACACUCUUCGGCUUGAACAGACCAAUGUCUCAGUAUCACGGAAUAAAAUGUGUUGACAUGACGACUGAACACAAGUAUUGAUCCUUUUGACUCUCUGGGGGCAACGUAGCUCUUGCUCGUGUACCCAAUAUACAGCACAGACUCGA